Eucalyptus grandis is the source of this 1037-nucleotide messenger RNA. Its product is annotated as protein transport protein sft2. The coding region runs from base 215 to 916 and encodes 233 amino acids. Gene Ontology annotation, biological process: vesicle-mediated transport. The transcript is spliced from 4 exons. The record is from RefSeq and is a predicted model, not a curated record. Lineage: Eukaryota; Viridiplantae; Streptophyta; Magnoliopsida; Myrtales; Myrtaceae. Gene Ontology annotation, cellular component: membrane.
AUUCCUUACGCCACCGCAAAUCAUAGUCUCAACUCGUAACUGCUAAGCUUUUCCCGGACUGUGCUCCGGGCGACCGACUUCAUCUUCCAGCCUUCGAUCCGCGAGGUAGGAUUCGAGGAUCUCCCUGCUUCCGAAUCCUUCGAGGCUCCGAUCCGUUGACUCGAGGCGGCGGCCGGAGAAAUCUCGGUUGCUCUCCUGAAAAAGGGAAGCGGAAAUGCAGAAGAUGGCGCAGUCGUGGUUCUCGCCCGACGGCGGCAGCGGCGGCGGCGGCGGCGGCGAGGACCCGCAGAAGCCCUCGUCCUCCCUGCUGGCCGAUUGGAACUCGUACGCCUCCUCCCGGGAGGCCGGCGACGACGCCGGCUUCGGCAUCGGCUUCGAUAUCGAAUCCGCCGUCAAGUCCGCCAACGACUCUGUCUCCGGCACCUUCAGCGUGGUUUCAAAAGGUGUAAGAGAGUUACCUGGGAAUUUCCAAUCUGCUGCCAGUACAGUGCCUUCAGGGAAGGCUCUCAUGUAUUUUGGUUUAUUUCUGGCUAGCGGUGUCUUCUUCAUUGUGAUUGCUUUCACAAUGUUCCUCCCAGUUAUGGUGCUGAUGCCCCAGAAAUUUGCCAUCUGCUUCACACUUGGGUGUUGCUUUAUUAUUGGAUCCUUUUUCGCUCUCAAGGGUCCAAUGAAUCAGCUUUCUCACAUGUCGUCCAAAGAAAGGCUUCCUUUCACUGUGGGAUUUGUUGGCAGCAUGGUUGGUACCAUAUAUGUCUCGAUGGUGCUUCACAGUUAUAUCCUUUCUGUGCUCUUCUCUAUAUUGCAGGUUCUUGCACUGGUCUAUUAUGUCAUUUCAUACUUCCCUGGUGGGUCUGCAGGGAUGAAAUUUCUCUCAUCAACACUUACUUCAUCAGUAAUGAGAUGUUUCGGUCGGUGAGUGAGUGAGCCGUAGUAGCUUUGUCUGUUAUAUUUGUCCUGUUGUUGUCUGACAUUGCUCCAGGACCCGAAUGAAUUUGGUUAUUAGUUGAAAGGCAAAGAUUUGGAAAAAGAGCUUCAAA